UAAGAUGACUGCCGUGUCAGCACGUCCGUACGAAUUACAUGCUUGCGAUCGUGAGAGAUGAAGUCUCCACGUGUCGAUUAGGAGUCGACCUCGGGAGAACAAGGAGCUCUCCACAACGCACUAUCUGGUUGGCUUAUCACAAUACGUGUCAGAAGAUCAACAAACAAACAGACCACAGAAACAUACAAAAACAGAGUUUUUUUCAUUUAUUUUAUGUUCUUUUUUUCUCCGUUAUAAAAGGAAGAAGCUACCUUAUUGAAAAUACGAAGAGUCCACCACGAUCAAGUUGUGGAGACUUGAGAGGGAUUGAGUCUCUAAGCAUAGCCUCUAUCGUGUUGACACGUGUUUAGACCACCGCUGGUUAAAAUACAAAAACCCAAUCGCCCAUCGGAAACAUGAGUGGCGGCUAUACUUCCUCUCUAUUUCUCUUCUUCUAAAGAUUUCUUUUUCUUUUUCAAAAAGUCUCAAAAACUUUCAAAAGAGUUCUCAUCUCUGUAGGAUAUAAUCUACAUAAGAAGACAUCACUUACAAGAAUGGGUCUUUCGCAGUUUCCGACAGCGUCAGAAGGAGUGCUACCACUUCUUGUGAUGAACACGGUUGUUUCAGUCACUCUCUUGAAGAACAUGGUGAGGUCUGUUUUUCAGAUUGUGGUAUCCGAGAGCGAAGCCUCCAUGGAAUUAGAUGAAGAUGUGCCCGAAGAGGAUUUCUUGAGUAGAAGAAUCUCAAUAACACAGUUCAAGUCUCUGUGUGAGAACAGAGGAGAAGGAGAGGUAGAAGAAGAGGAAGAAGAAGGUGAAGAGAAAGUAGUAGAGUGUUGUGUGUGUCUUUGUGGGUUUGAAGAGGAAGAGGAAGUGAGUGAGUUGGUUUCUUGCAAGCAUUUCUUCCACAGAGCUUGUCUUGACAAAUGGUUUGGUAAUAACCACACCACAUGUCCUCUUUGCAGGUCUAUUCUCUAGUGGUGCGAGUCUUUGUUUUACUCUUUUUUAUGGUUUGGUUACAUUUUAUAGGAAAACAAAAUACAAAACUCUAUCCUCUGUUUUUCCCUUUUUGGUGUUUAUGUUUUUUCCCCUUUUUUUCUUGGUUUGAAAAAGGGGUUUUUUCAUAAUAAACAAGACUUUAAUUGUUGUAUGUGCCAUUUGUGUGUGUGUGUGUGUGUGUUGUGUGUUUUCCCCUUUUCUUGGUUUAUAAAAGGGGUUUCUUCAUUUGUCUAAUAUUAAUGAGAUAUAAUGUUCAAACUCU
Molecule: messenger RNA, 1239 nt
Organism: Capsella rubella
Lineage: Eukaryota; Viridiplantae; Streptophyta; Magnoliopsida; Brassicales; Brassicaceae
Product: probable E3 ubiquitin-protein ligase XERICO
Exons: 1
Coding region: 534-956 (140 amino acids)
Source: RefSeq, a predicted model, not a curated record